Musa acuminata AAA Group (dessert banana) is the source of this 1951-nucleotide messenger RNA. RefSeq lists its product as uncharacterized. Lineage: Eukaryota; Viridiplantae; Streptophyta; Magnoliopsida; Zingiberales; Musaceae. The coding region runs from base 139 to 1731 and encodes 530 amino acids. The transcript is spliced from 7 exons. Gene Ontology annotation, biological process: translational initiation. Gene Ontology annotation, molecular function: translation initiation factor activity. The record is from RefSeq and is a predicted model, not a curated record. Gene Ontology annotation, cellular component: eukaryotic translation initiation factor 3 complex; cytoplasm.
CCCGUUCAAAACCCUAGCCGAUAUGUCGUUCCGUCCUUCGAUCAAGUUCUUUCCUCCACCGGCUCCGCCGUCGCGGAAGCAGCGCAAUCCCUGAUUCCUCCCGCGUCCGAAACCCUAAUCGAUCGAUCUGUUGCGCGAAUGGCGAGCUCGUAUGACUACGAUGAUGCCUCUCUCGACUCCCGGUACACGCGGCCGCCGUCAGCCGGUCAGGGAAGCGCCGGCACGGAUCAGGGGUAUGACCCUAACUUCGUGCCGGACUCCGUGAAGACCUUCGUGGUUCACCUCUAUCGCCACAUCCGGGAGAAGAACGUGUACGAGAUCCACCAGAUGUACGACGGCAGCUUCCAGCGGCUCAGCGACCGGAUGUUCCGGGAGAGCCCCUGGCCCUCCGUCGAGGCCAUCGCCCCCUACGUCGACAACGACCACGUCUUCUGCCUCCUCUACCGUGAGAUGUGGUUCCGUCACCUCUACGCCCGGCUCUCCCCCACGGGGCGGCAGCGGGUGGAGUCGUGGGACAACUACUGCAGCCUCUUCUCGGUCGUGCUCCACGGAGUAGUCAACAUGCAGCUUCCCAACCAAUGGCUGUGGGAUAUGGUGGAUGAGUUCGUCUACCAGUUCCAGUCAUACUGUCAGUACCGGGCCAAGCUCAAGAACAAGACCGAGGAGGAACUGCAACUGCUCCGGCAGUACGAUCAGGCAUGGAAUGUGUAUGGGGUUCUCAAUUACUUGCAAGCUUUGGUGGAGAAAUCAGCCAUAACUGAUGUAUUGGAAAGGGAAAAAGAAGGCUUGGAACAAUUUGCUGCUACUGAUGGAUAUGAUUAUGAAGGAGGGACUAGCAAUGUUCUGAAAAUGUUAGGUUAUUAUAGCAUGAUUGGGCUACUGAGGGUACAUUGCCUUCUGGGAGAUUAUCAUACUGGUUUAAAGUGUUUGGCUCCCAUCGACAUCAGUCAACAAGGUGUUUACAAUGUUGUAAUAGGAAGCCACAUAUCCACCAUAUAUCACUAUGGGUUUGCAAACUUAAUGCUGCGAAGGUAUGUUGAAGCGAUACGUGAAUUCAAUAAGAUACUACUGUAUAUUCUCAAGUACAAGCAGUUUCAUCAGAAGUCACCACAGUAUGAUCAGAUACUGAAGAAAAAUGAGCAGAUGUAUGCAUUAUUGGCAAUUUGCCUUUCUUUGUGCCCUCAGAACAAUCUUGUUGAGGAGAAUGUGAAUUCACAGUUGAGGGAUAAGUACAAUGAGAAGAUGACAAAGAUGCUGAGGUAUGAUGACGAAGCAUAUGCUGUGUAUGAUGAGCUCUUCACAUAUGCCUGUCCCAAAUUUAUAACUCCAUCAGCUCCAGUUCUGGAGGAACCUCUUACGAAUUACAACCAGGAUGCUUACAGACUUCAGUUGAAGUUGUUUCUUUAUGAAGUAAAGCAACAACAGUUGCUUUCUGGUGUGCGCAGUUUCUUGAAGUUGUACUCAACCAUAUCAAUAGGGAAACUUGCUGCAUACAUGGAGGUGGACGAACCCACUUUGAGAACCAUCUUGAUGACAUACAAACACAAGAUGCAUGCCGUUGAUGGUGACGGAAAGAUCAUUCCAAAUGCAGAUGUGGACUUCUAUAUUAGUGAGGACAUCGUCCAUGUUGUGGAGUCCAAACCAACAAAGCGCUAUGGUGACUAUUUCUUGCGUCAGAUCUUAAAGUUCGAGGAGAUGAUCGGCGAGCUGGACAGAAUAAAGAUGGACUGAUUCUCUGUGCUGCAUGCUCCGCUUUUUACCAUCGAAGGGCAGGAUAGUGUUCUGUUUCCUUUUUAAUUUCUGGUAGUGAGUUAUCCUCUAUGGAAGUCCUACAACGUGAUGUUCUAGUAUAAAUUUUGGUAUCUUUAUACUGUCGUUUUGCAUGCCGAAGGCUGAUCAGCCCAUAUGCUUUAUUGAUUUACCCAUAUACAUGUGGUUCAGUAAUCUUGCA